Contarinia nasturtii (swede midge) is the source of this 1359-nucleotide messenger RNA. Its product is annotated as beta-1,3-galactosyltransferase 1-like. The record is from RefSeq and is a predicted model, not a curated record. NCBI's taxonomy places the organism in Eukaryota, Metazoa, Arthropoda, Insecta, Diptera, Cecidomyiidae. The transcript is spliced from 7 exons. Bases 1 to 1359 code for a protein of 452 amino acids. Gene Ontology annotation, cellular component: membrane. Gene Ontology annotation, molecular function: hexosyltransferase activity.
AUGAAAGCAGAUGUGAUCAGUAAGCCGGUAAGUCAUUCAACAGCCGGUAAGUCAUUCAACUUCAAGCAGUUUAAUCGAAGUCCAAUUGGAAUUUUUAAGAACGCUCAAAAUCCCGCCAAACAACCAGUAUGGGAGAUACAUCACAAUAGAAGUAUUCCCCACUACAUAUCGCCAAGCGAAUAUACGGCGAUCAUAGAUCCACAGAAUCUGUUCAAAGAAAAUGAGCAAGUUUUAUUGCUUUUUGUCAUUUUUUCGAAUCCGAACCAUUUUACAGCGAGAGAAAUAUUGCGGCAAACAUGGGCAAAUACUUCCGAGUUUAAUUAUUCGCAGUUUUCGAAAAUGCAUGGACAUUUAAAAGAACAGUAUUUACCAUUUAAUCAUCCCGAGUGGAAAAGAUACGCACAUGAAUAUGACACAAAUGAAAUAAUUGACGGGUCAGACUUUGAUGCGGCAAAUUUUCGUAUUCGACGGGUAUUUCUGAUUGGGCAAACUGAAACUGAAGAAAUGCAAAAUCAAGUGCUUGCAGAAAGUCAAAAAUACAACGAUAUAAUUCAAGAAGAUUUUGUCGACACCUAUAAAAAUUUAACGCUAAAAACAGCAAUGAUGAUGAAAUGGGUCAAUAAUAAUUGUGCUGAAAAAGUGAAAUUUAUCAUGAAAGCUGACGAAGAUACCUUCGUGAACGUGCCAAAUUUGAUUCAUUUUUUGCUUGGUGGCACCAUUCCGGUUUAUAAUGCCACCCUAAAUCGUUAUGUUGAGCAAUAUAAGGAAAACAUCAUGGAUGUAUUGCAUUCAAACAGUCGUUUGAGCUACGAAGAAGACCUAUUGAUCGGAUGUCGCUUAUGCAGCAUCAUGCCAUGCUCUGUUCCAGAAGAUAAAUGGUUUUCACCGCCGUUCAUGUACGAUCGAGAAAUAUUUCCGAUAUUUUUGGCCGGUGGAUCUGGAUAUGUGUUUACAAUGAGCACGGCAGCCAAACUUUAUAAGGCGUCUAUGGAAGUACCACUAGUUUUAGCUGAAGAUGCUUAUUUUACCGGCAUUUGUGCAGAGAAAGCGAAAAUUCAACCAAAGAAUUUCCAUUUGUUCAAUAAUGGAUAUUAUUCGGAUAUGUGCGAUUUUUUAGGCGGAAUAACACAACAUCAAACCGAAUUAAAUGUACUGAAAUUCGUGUAUGACAUCAUCAUGAAUUCGGAUUACAGAUGUGCAACGCCACCGAAUCAAAUCGAAACCGAUAUAAAAGAUUCAACCGAAAGCUGUUCAGAUAAAUUCGCGUUUAGACAUCCGAACGGCAAUUGUGCAGGAACCUUUUAUAAUUUACCGACCAAAAAUAUUGACCUAAUAAGAAGCAUAGGGUCUGCAUUUUGA